CCCGAACGGUCACCGCUCAGUUCGUCGAGGAAAGCUCUAGCGGAUGGAUCGUACGUUAGGACGAACAGGUGGACGAACUGUUCAAUUGUGUCCCACCCAAAAUAUUCCAGGCCAAGUUUGGGCACCGAGAGCAGCAGUACCGCUGGAGCUAGCGAGCUCCACGGAGGGCAGCAUCAAAGACGGUGUGGCCAGUAGGUCAGUGUAAUAAUCUACCGUAACCGUGGAGGCGAGGCAGCUGUGCCCUUAAUUUCUCCCACACGCUCCCUUCACGAGAACAAAUGUGCGCGGGGCGAGCAGGGAGCGCGAGCGAGAGCAAGCAUCGUCGGGCAGGAUACAGUGCAAAACGGAAGGUGUGAAGAGAGCGAAAGAGCGAAAAAGCAAGUGCGUGUGCGGUGCGGUGUGUGGAACCCAGCACAGGCUCGGCCAACAGCUGCAAAGGAAAAAGUGCAAAUCGCAAUGUGCUAGUGUGCCCAAAAGACGUACCGCAACGGUACCUGGUGUGUGUGUGCGUGCGUGCGUGUGUGAACGAGUGCGCGUGUGUGUGUGUGCAGUGCAAAGGAACGGCGGCGGUGGUGUGUAUGUGUGUCUGAGCGUGUCCGUGUGUGCGUGUGUUUGCACGCAGGAGCAAACGAAAGAUGCCUUCUGUCAGCCGCACCGUGCUGCGCGCAAGGGAAGCUCGGCCCGUCCGACGGUCGGCGGUGUGUGUCGUGCGUACCGGUGGCCAGCCUGCCUCGACCGUGCUGCCCGGCGGUGGCCACUGGAAGGUGCGGUGAAAUGGACCACCACCACCACCCCCAGCAGGGCAUCAUCCCGUUUCCAGCGCUGCCGAAGGCACACAAGUCCUGCUUGCAGUUUGCAGCUCUAGGUGCGUUGUGUGAUCGCUGGCUUUAGCUGUGUGCGAAAGCAUUGUGAAUCGAUCGACUCAAAAAACGGACGAUCCAGAGUGUGUAUGUGAACCCGAUCGUGACAUAGAGAGAAAAAAAACAAGAGAGGAAAAGAGAAAGCGAAACUCUGAACCGUGUGCGUGUCCGUGCCGUGAGGAAUACCAGCGAAAGCCUGAAGCCCUGCCAUUUGCAAAACACUAUGUGUGUGUGUGUGUCUGUGCGCGCUGCUACGUGGUUUUGUAUGUGUGUAAGUGUGUGAGAGAAUGAAUUAUUGUGCAGCUGGCACAGGUGUGACAUAGACCACAGCGCCCAGUUUCGGUGAAACUAGCCCGCCCCCCAGCCAGUGCAGGCCAGUGCUCUACCGGGGUUCAGCGGAUAAAAAGCAGCAGCAGCACCCCAAAAAUCUGGGAACAAGCGCGAGGGAGUGAGCAAGAGAGAGAGAGCGAAAGACAGAGAAGAAGAGAGAGAAAGUACGAGAAGGAAAAAACAGCUACGAAGCAACGAGGAAGGUCACACAUUCCCUGGUCCGUUCCCCAUUCUGGGGAAGAGCCGCAGCCGAACCGAAACACGGUCCAGCAAUCUGGCCAGCCACCGGAGUCAACGGUAGAAAUCACGAGACACUAGAAAGAGAUACAAAGUGAGAGGGAGAGAGCGAGCACCAAAAGACACGCUCACACUCCUCCAGCACGGCAUCGAUACGCGCGGAAAUCUGACGACGACGGACGACGGGCGGUGAUCCUGUGCGGAGCCGGGAUACACACCGGGAUACACAGAUAGCGCUGCGCUCUGGUGCUGGAGACUGCGAGAAGCCUGCCAAGCCUGCCCAGCCAGCCGUCAUCAUGUCGCUAACUAUCGAAGUUCCGCAUGCGAAGAGCCCCUCGCUGGGUGUCCUCAUACUGACACUCAACUUGGCUCUGUUCCUGCCUCAAACUAUAAAUAGGACGCCACCGUAUGUGCUAGCGGGGACCGGAGGUGGUAGCAUGCUCGGUGACGUCAAUAUAUCAGCCAUUCUAGAUUCGUUCAGCGUUGGUUAUGAUAAAAGAGUAAGACCGAACUAUGGAGGACCGCCGGUUGAAGUAGGAGUCACCAUGUAUGUGCUGUCUAUCAGUUCGCUGUCUGAAGUUAAAAUGGAUUUCACAUUGGAUUUUUACUUCCGACAAUUUUGGACUGAUCCCCGUUUAGCUUACAGAAAAAGGCCGGGUGUUGAAACGUUAUCAGUUGGAUCUGAGUUCAUAAAGAAUAUUUGGGUACCCGACACGUUUUUUGUAAACGAGAAACAAUCAUACUUUCACAUAGCGACAACUAGUAAUGAAUUUAUAAGAAUACAUCAUUCUGGAUCAAUAACUAGAAGUAUUCGAUUAACAAUCACAGCAUCAUGUCCAAUGAAUUUACAAUAUUUUCCAAUGGAUAGACAAUUAUGUCAUAUAGAGAUAGAAAGCUUCGGCUACACGAUGCGAGAUAUCCGAUACAAAUGGAAUGAGGGCCCCAACUCGGUCGGAGUCUCGAGCGAAGUAUCUUUGCCUCAGUUUAAGGUUUUGGGACACCGUCAACGUGCUAUGGAAAUCAGUCUCACAACAGGAAAUUAUUCACGUUUAGCAUGUGAAAUACAGUUUGUACGUUCGAUGGGUUAUUAUCUCAUUCAAAUCUAUAUACCAUCCGGAUUAAUUGUAAUCAUAUCGUGGGUAUCAUUUUGGCUAAAUAGAAAUGCUACACCAGCACGUGUUUCAUUAGGUGUAACUACUGUCUUGACAAUGACAACACUGAUGUCGUCAACGAAUGCUGCCUUACCGAAAAUAUCUUAUGUAAAAUCGAUUGACGUAUAUUUAGGCACAUGCUUCGUCAUGGUAUUUGCCAGUCUGCUGGAGUACGCCUCGGUCGGUUACAUGGCUAAGCGGAUACAGAUGCGCAAGCAGCGCUUCAUGGCAAUACAGAAAAUAGCGGAACAGAAGAAGCAGCAGCAGGCAGACGCGAACCAUCCGCCGCCGCCGCCCCCGGUCGCGAGCGACCACAGCCACGGUCACGGUCACGGGCACAGCCACACGCACCAGCACACGCCGAAGCAGCAGAUGGGCAGCCGGAGCGGCACGAUGCAGAACGUGCCGCCGAACAUGGGUUCGCGCGGCUGCUCCAUCGUCGGGCCGCUGUUCCAGGAGGUCCGGUUCAAGGUGCACGACCCGAAGGCCCACUCGAAGGGCGGCACGCUCGAGAACACGAUCAACGGCGGUCGGGGCGGUGGGCAGCCGGGCGGCGGCGGCCCACCACCGGGCGGACCGCCCGGCGGUGGCGGUGGCGGCCCGGACGAGGAAUCGGCAGCACCCCAGCAUCUGAUACACCCCGGCAAGGAUAUCAACAAGCUGCUCGGCAUCACACCGUCAGAUAUCGACAAGUACUCGCGCAUCGUGUUUCCGGUGUGCUUCGUCUGCUUCAAUCUGAUGUACUGGAUCAUCUACCUGCACGUCAGCGACGUCGUGGCCGACGAUCUGGUGCUGCUGGGCGAGGAGAAGUAAAUCCGAUCCGUGAUACGGCGGCAGCCUGCGCCGAAACAAAACAAAAAAAAGAAACCCCUUCCAGAGACCAGACAGCCCCCGAGCGCCCGCGACGGAAGCGAUCCUAGCCGGCAGCGAAGCCGGCAGCCAAGACACUGCUCUCAAACCCCCAUCACGAUGGUCGAAGCGAAUUCCGCGGGGCGAAUGCAGUACGAGCAGCGUAAGCGCCACCAAUGAUAGGUUUAGGCAGAAUCGCGCUACAACACCCCCUUCCCAUUUCCCCCAGAUCAGUCAGUCAGACAGAUGAAGACGAGAGGUAGAGAAAGAGAGAGAGAGAGAGAAAAUUAACAAAAAUAGUCAACACAGUUCAUUCGAUUUCAACUCAUUCCCCCCCACUCGAAACAUGGUUCCUCGGUCCCUGUUUGACAUCCUUCCGCCGAAUCCCUGUCAUCGCGAAUCCUGUUCAAAGGACUUCAUCUCCAUUUACCCCCAAUCCCUACUUUCACCCUCUCCCCGCCCCCCCUCAUCCAAUUUGUACCUAUAUUUACGGCUUUGGUUCGAUUUUUAUACUUAUACACCAAGAAAGAUGACGAAAAGCAGUAGCCGAGAAAAACAAAAAACAACUUAACAUUAACAAAGCAACAAAAAAAAACGACAUUUCACGUAGUCAAACAACACAGUGCAGUGCCAGCGAUGAAUUGACAGCUAAGGGGGAGAAAACAAAAACUUGCACGAAAACACGCACACACAGACGAAACAUAAAAACAACAAGCGGUAAGCUGGGCAGGACGUGAUAGGAUUUGAUAUAUAUACAUUGCAAACAUGUAUGUAUAUGUAUAUAUAUGUAUGUGCGUAUGUAUGCAAAAUGCAAAGAAUUCUCCUGAGGGGUAGUAUCGAGGAAGAAGGAAGAGUGUAUCAAAGCCCCCCAAAAAAAGAGGACGUCAAACCUGGGUGUGGAUGAAACCGAAACCCAGACACACAAGCCCAUAGACAACCACACACGCGUAUAUAUAUAGAUAUAUAAUAGGCGAGGAUCGUGCUGCCAGCUCGAAAGUAUUAACUUAGAUGGACAGAGGACAGAGCACAGAGGCAGAAGUAGCAAAAAAAAAGGAAGAGAUGGCAAAACAAAACCGGCAAAAGCAACAUCCCCCAAACCCUAGAUUUUAUUGUUCAACUAGCGCGAUACUACCACGCUCGUCCACAAUUUGAAUGGCUAAACGAAAAUACCACACCGUAAACUAGAAGCAAAAGAAGAAGAGCAACAACAACCUUAUCUUAAUCGAUAAACAAAAUAAAAAUCCCCGUUGAGAGACUCACAUGCCACCACCACCACCACCACAGGCGCGAAACUGCUUCAAACUGCUUCACUACACUCAGUUUAGGGAAGUUUAGGGUAAUGCAAAACAGCGCACUCCAUACACCAAUUUGCAAAACCAAAACACACUUACAGACACGUACAGGAAGCCUGACCCUUGCCCUUGAAGCUUUCGGUGAAGCAUGGCUGAAAGCAUUGCUCGAUAGUAAUAUUAGUAGCAGAUAAGCUGUCUGUCGCGUCUAUUGAGCCUAUCGGCGGUUUAGCGUAUCGAGCACCUCAUGCCGGUCUUUUUCGACCUCGGAUAUGAAAUGCUGAUCAAGCAUUCUGGUUGAGGUAACCCCAAUAGCACCCAAGCAUUUCUUCACGCACAUACACACACACUCACACACACUCUCUUCUCGACUCGACUGGACUCGACUCGAUCGUUCGAUCCGUUUUUUACAUCCUCAGCACCAACAACCUACCAGCCCCUGUUUAUAUACAGCCCUGGUCCUUUUCUAGUUGUACUUGCACGCAACACACACACACACAACAAAACCUCUGCCCCCUUUAGUACAUACAAGCCUAGUACAUCAAUUGCCCUGUGAAGGCCCUUUUAGAGCACGUGUUCUGGUGCUCUCGUGCUCCACAGUGUGCGCGCUCUGCACGUUUUUAACACAAAGCCAUGCACACGCACAUACACGCAGAGAAACUUAUCACUACUUGUUACAACCCCUUAUUACUACUAGUACUACCAAUUACUAACUACUAACUCUAUCAUUGCUACUACAAGGGCAAGAAAGAAAGAAAGAAAGAAGCUGAAAAUCCCGUAUCUAUUACAACUUCUGAUCGAUCGAUCGAUGUUACACCACCACCAUCAUUCAUUCCAUGUACAUUUUUGUUGAAAGUGUGGUUUCAUAGUUUGUGUGUUUUUUUGUGUUGAUCCCUCCAGUUUAGGGAUCUGCCACUGAUCUGCUGGCAGCAGAAAUCCGCACAAUGCAUCUCUCCUUGCCACGUCUUUAUUUUCACACACACACAGCCACCCACAGUUAGAUUGUUAGUCGAAUUAAGCGCGUGUUAAGCGUGUCCGUGCGUGUGUGUGUGUGUUCAAUGGUUCAACCGAGUCUAAUGCUCAAAGCACAGCACGCACCCACUGGUUUGAACCACGUCCCCAACCACGAGGGAUCGAGAAAUGCUUCCAGGACGUAUCUUAAUCGAGGAUGGACGGAAUGAAUUGCAACUGAACAAAAAGCCGAUGCACUAUCCCAUCCCGAUUUUGCCAAAAACAAUCCCCUCACCAACCAGAGCAAGGCCAGCUUUCCUAUGUUUAGCUUUCGGCCCGUGGUUCGUUUUUUUUUUUUUUGUUUUCAGUACCAGAAGAAGGAUAUGCUAAGAGUAGGCGACGAACGCCCUAGUAGCGAACAUGCAUUAGAAUUCGAAUUAGGUUACUCUGCUCCGUUCAUUUCACCCUUCCUCUUCCACCCGCAUGUGUGGCAAUGUGUGGCAAUGUGGAGCCACCAAAUCCUCACCCCCAGCUAGUAGGUAUGCGUGUGUGUGUGUGUGUGUGUGGGUUCGGUUUAGGAUAAGUUGUUUCUAGUAGCGAAAAGGAAGCUCUAAACUAAGCGUCAAUAGCGAAAGGUAUUACAACCAACAAAAAAUAAAUCGAUUCACCACCACAUAAAGCUGCGUUGCACCCUUCUCACACCUGUUCACGUAUAUACACACACACACACAUAUAGACCCCCAUCCUCUCUAUCUCUCUCUUUCGUGCAUAACCUAUAAGAGGACAAGAAAAAAAACACUCACACAUACACACACAGAGAACACAAGCAAGCAAGCAAGCCAGAGAAAGUAGUUCAAAUGAAAACGCAAAAAAAGAGCAACUCUAUCAUAACGUGGUUAUAAGAGCAAAACAAACAAACAAAAAAAGCGAGUCAAAACAAAAAAUCGUGAUUACAAAAGUUGUUGUUUCCGAAAUUUUAUAGUUAUUCUAUCUCCUAUAGGGGUUUGUUAGAGCGAAGCACGAUACAGAGAGAGAGAGAGAGAGAGCAAAAAGGAAAAGAAGCAAACAAGAAGAAACAGAAGGCGAAGAGCAAGCAACAGAUGGGAAAGUAGAAGUAAAAACAAAACAAAAACGGUAAGAACAUAAGAGAAACAAAAGAAGCAAAACAAGAGAGAGAGAGAGAGAGAGAGAGAGAGAGAGAAAACGAGAAGAGAAGAAAAAGCGAGAGGAGGAAAUAUGCAUGAGGAGGAAAAGAAAACUCUAAUUAAACUAAUUAAAUACAUACGUAGACAUUGACUAUUCGGCACCCGAUACCAAUUCACUUAACCCCGUUAAAGAGAAAAAGAAAAACACAACACACUCACACACACACGAGCGCGCGCGAUAGUUUCGAAGGUUUUUGGCUGCGAAAACGAAAACCACUAACACAGUGACACAAUACUCCACAUAACACACUCACAAACACAUAACAUACAAAAAAAACACACACAGAAAAGAAAGUAAACCUUCCACACGAACGACACCAGAGUGUACUAGUGUACUUGUACUAUCACUACUACUACCACUACUACUACUACCACUACUAUUACUACUACUACUACUACCACUACUACUAUUACUUGCUUCGGUUGUUUCGGCCUUCAAGAGUUGGGGGGUGUUUUGCGAAAAGUGAAUUCGCAUGCCCGCGCGCCAUUAUACUUCAUUACUUGCUCUUGAAAAAUUGCGUAGAUGAUAAAACCAACAAGCAAACAACCCAAAUACACAGUACACAACAACUCACACACACACACACACACAACAACAAAAAAUACACGCUGAAACAACCACACAACCACAACAAAAACCCCGUGAAAAGAGGAAACCGCGCAAGCAAAACAAACAAACAAAAAGUACACAUUUAUACACACAUUAGUAAGAGAAACUCGUUGUAACCAAACGUAAUUGCAAACGUAACACAAACAAAGCAAAGCAAAAAAACGGUAAAGAAAAUGCAAACCGUUAACUGCAGAAACAAAAAAAAACAAAACCAAACCAAACUGUCAGAUUGAUUGGAAAAAAAGGAAAAUAGAUUGUUUUUUUCAUACUAAA
Anopheles coluzzii is the source of this 7755-nucleotide messenger RNA. RefSeq names its product gamma-aminobutyric acid receptor subunit beta (gene Rdl). Bases 1724 to 3391 code for a protein of 555 amino acids. The transcript has 11 exons. Lineage: Eukaryota; Metazoa; Arthropoda; Insecta; Diptera; Culicidae. Gene Ontology annotation, biological process: chloride transmembrane transport; chemical synaptic transmission; regulation of membrane potential. Gene Ontology annotation, molecular function: neurotransmitter receptor activity; chloride channel activity; GABA-A receptor activity. The record is from RefSeq and is a predicted model, not a curated record. Gene Ontology annotation, cellular component: neuron projection; synapse; membrane.